Molecule: messenger RNA, 1163 nt
Organism: Mugil cephalus (flathead mullet)
Lineage: Eukaryota; Metazoa; Chordata; Actinopteri; Mugiliformes; Mugilidae
Gene: rnf224
Product: ring finger protein 224
Exons: 3
Coding region: 563-1102 (179 amino acids)
Source: RefSeq, a predicted model, not a curated record
CCACUGAGACCUGAUCCACUGAGACCUGGUCCCCUGAUCCACCGAGACCUGGUCCACUGAGACCUGGUCCACCGAGACCUGGUCCCCUGAGACCUGGUCCUCCUGUUUCUCUGCUGUAACCCUGUGUGUCUCUGUUGCUAGGCAACCCCAGUCUGUCACCUGAUACCUGGUUGAUCAUAAUAAUCAGUGAUUAUGGGGAGUUCUAGUCGGGGGAGGAGGUUCUGGCCCGAAGCCUCGUUAGCGCCGGUUCUGUUGAAUGAUUAACGAGGAGGCCCGGCCCCAGAAUCAAUUAUGGAUGAAGACAGGAACAACGAGACAGAGGACGGAGGGAAAGAACAGUCAGGUAGAAGGAAGAAUUAAAGAUAAGAAGAGGAAGAUAGAAGAGAACCAGGAACCGAGAACAAACGAGCGAAGACGAAAAGAAAAGAACAACUUGAAAGAGUGAAAGAAAAGACGGAACAAAAACAAACGAGAGAAAGAGAAGAUGUGAAGAAGAAGAAAAGAAGAAGAGAGACACAUUCAGUCUUGAACAGAAACAUUCUUCUGGUCCAAUCAGAACAAAAUGGAGGAGGGUAAAAAAGGGGAGGAGGAAGUUACCUGUCAGCCCCUCCCCUGUGCUUCCUCCUCUGUUGCCGUGGAGACGCUGAAGCGGCAGGACCUGGUCUGCAUCGUCUGUUUUGGGAGCUUUGACCUCGCUACACGGUUACCACGGCGACUGCACUGUGGCCACGCCUUCUGCCAGGUGUGUCUGAACAGACUGGACACGGUCAUCAAUGAACAGGUGUGGAUCCCUUGUCCUCAGUGCCGGCAGAACACUCCUCGACCUCGAGGAGGAGCAGCAGGUCUGGAUCUGGACCUGGUCUCCUUCCUUGGAGUAAAGGCCCAACAGACCUGCACCUCCUCCUGCUCCUCCUGGAGGGAGGCAGGAGGAGGUGCUGGAGGAGGAGCCCAGGGUGGGAAGGUGUGGCUGGAGAAGGAGGUAGCAGAUGAUGGAUGGUCGCAUGGAGGUCUGGCUGAACCGCGCUUUCAUCGCUAUGGCAACUGCUGCCUGCCACCGUCCUAUUGGCUGUGCUGCUGGUUCUGCUGCCCAGGGCGGGGCUAACACAAACGGGCGGGGCUAACACAAACGGGCGGGGCUAACACAAAUGGGCGGGGCCACUAUG